CCAUAAGCAUUACAACAUUCUUAAAUUGAAUACAAACAGCACAAAUUUACGAUUCCCUUCAGUUAGUUCGUUGUUCCUGACAGUUUCGGAUUUAAUGCGAUGUGUAGGCGUUUGGUAGUUCUCCUUGCUGUCUCGACUUUCCUAAAAUACACAGAAGCACAGAGUGGUAACUAUAGGAAACAGGUUAUAAAGUAUCCUUCCGACACACAAUUCUGGGCAACUGACUUCUUUGUGAAGGGAUGCAAGAACUUCCUGGAUAGCUGCCCUCACUCUUACAAGAUACAACAGAUCUGUGCUCGAAACUAUGAUGGAAUAUUCAAGAACUUCAACAACUACUGCGAAAUGCAAUAUGAGAACUGCAACUCGUGGAAAAAUUGGCACGUGUUCAGACGAGAAAGAUGUUAAAAUAAAAAAAUAAAAUGCGGUUAUUAUGGC
This is a messenger RNA of Trichoplusia ni (cabbage looper), 435 nucleotides long. RefSeq lists its product as uncharacterized. The transcript has 4 exons. Gene Ontology annotation, molecular function: protein binding. The record is from RefSeq and is a predicted model, not a curated record. The coding region runs from base 100 to 405 and encodes 101 amino acids. Lineage: Eukaryota; Metazoa; Arthropoda; Insecta; Lepidoptera; Noctuidae.